CCUUGAGCUCUUCUCACUAGCUAUAGCUAGAUCACUACUAGCUAUAGCAGCUAGCUUAUUACCACUGGUGGCCGGCGGCGAUCACCGGAGAUGACGAUGGCCGGCGGUGGCAGUGCGGCGGCGGCGAAUGCGAAGAAGAAGAAGAAGAUGGGGGAGGAGAAGCUGAUCAUAAUGUCGGAGAAGGUGAGGUUCAUCGACAUCCUGUCGCUGCUGCUCCUCCGGCGGCCGAUCACCAGCUACCACUUCGUGGACGCCGGCGACGCGACCGCCGCCGCCGCCGGCGAGCUGGGCAGCACGCCGGGGGAGUGGCUGGUCGCCCUCACCGAGAUAAUCCAGAAGGCGCUCGCCGCCGCAUACUACCCGGCCAAGUACCUCGGCGCCGCCGUCGAGUUCUUCCUCAACUUCGUCUCCCUCAACGGCGGCGUCAUCGGCAUCCUCUGGAACAUCGUCCGAUUUAAACUGGUGAUCCCACUGAACCGGGAGGCGCCAAACUUCCGGUCCAUGAUCGCCAUGAUCGACGGGAGGACGGAGCUGAAGCCGAUGAAGCCGGCCGCCACCGCCGGAGUCGAGGACGACGACUUGGAGAGCGGCGGGUGCGCCGCCGCCGGCGUGCCGCUCAUCCGGCGGCACCUCGUCGACAGCGAGCACCUCCUCGCCGAACAGUACAGCAUCUCCGAGGUCACCGUCAUGGCCUCCAAGAUCGCCUAUGAGAACGCCGCCUACAUCGAGAACGUCGUCAACAAUGUCUGGAAGUUUAAUUUCGUGGGCUUCUACAGCUGCUGGAACAAGUUCAUCGGGUCGGAGACGACGCAGGCGUUCGUGAUGACGGAGCGCGCCACGGACGCGGCGGCGAUCGUGGUGGCGUUCCGUGGCACGGAGCCGUUCAACAUGCAGGACUGGUCCACCGACGUCAACCUCUCCUGGCUCGGCAUGGCCGCCAUGGGCCACGUCCAUGUCGGCUUCCUCAAGGCGCUCGGCCUCCAGGAGGUGGACGCCAAGGACGCCGCCCGCGCCUUCCCGCGAGAGCCCCCCGCCGCCGCCGCCCUCGUCGGCAGGUCCUUCGCUUACUACAAGCUCCGCGACGUGCUCCGCGACCAGCUCAGGCGCCACCCCAACGCCCGCGUCGUCGUCACGGGCCACAGCCUCGGCGGCGCGCUCGCCGCCGCGUUCCCGGCGCUCCUCGCGUUCCACGGCGAGGCCGACGUCGUGUCCCGCAUCGCCGCUGUCCACACCUACGGCCAGCCCCGCGUCGGCGACGCCACGUUCGCCGGCUUCCUCGCCGCCAACGCGGCGACCCCGGUCGCGUUCCAGCGCGUGGUCUACCGGUACGACAUCGUGCCGAGGGUGCCGUUCGACGUGCCGCCGGUGGCGGACUUCAGGCACGGCGGGACGUGCGUGUACUACGACGGGUGGUACGCCGGGAGGACGCUCGCCGCCGGCGAGGACGCACCGAACAAGAACUACUUCAACCCCAAGUACAUCGUGUCCAUGUACGGCAACGCGUGGGGUGACCUGUUCAAGGCCAUGUUCUUGUGGGCGAAAGAGGGGAAGGACUACCGGGAGGGCCCCGUGUCCAUCGUCUACCGCGCCGCCGGCCUCCUCUUCCCCGGCCUCGCCUCCCAUAGCCCUCGUGACUAUGUCAAUGCCAUCCGCCUCGGCCACGUCGCGCCUAAGGAAGCUUAGUCUCUCUACUAUUAUAAAAGCAGAGUCGUCCUCCUUAUAUCCCCUCCUCUCACAAAACGAGGCAGAAAAACAAAAGUCCCAAAAAUUCUACCAGCGAAGUGUUGGGUUGGGUUCGUGUCCAAGUAAGCUUAGUGAGGUGAGGUGAGAGGUUGAGCCGGGGAAGAAGAUGAUGAACAAUUAAGUUUUUAUUUGUAUUUUAUUUUUGCUCUAUUUUGUUUUAUAUUUUUGUGUUUGUAUGUUAUUUCUAUUAUGUGUAUCUUGGAAAAAAAUGUAAAAAUAAUCUGCAAAAUUAAGCAGCUUAAUUAUCAUAUGGUCGUCUGCCUCAUUAUGUUUGGCUGAACUAA
Messenger RNA from Oryza sativa Japonica Group (Japanese rice), 2027 nucleotides. Its product is annotated as triacylglycerol lipase OBL1. NCBI's taxonomy places the organism in Eukaryota, Viridiplantae, Streptophyta, Magnoliopsida, Poales, Poaceae. Gene Ontology annotation, molecular function: triacylglycerol lipase activity. Gene Ontology annotation, biological process: lipid metabolic process. The record is from RefSeq and is a predicted model, not a curated record.